Messenger RNA from Manihot esculenta (cassava), 774 nucleotides. RefSeq lists its product as uncharacterized. The transcript has a single exon. Bases 1 to 774 code for a protein of 257 amino acids. The record is from RefSeq and is a predicted model, not a curated record. Lineage: Eukaryota; Viridiplantae; Streptophyta; Magnoliopsida; Malpighiales; Euphorbiaceae.
AUGAGAGAUUAUGCUAUUAAGGGGGGAUAUGAUAUUACAAGAGUUAAAAAUGACUCUACUAGAUUAACAGCUAAGUGUUCCAGUACAGGAUGUCCCUGGAGGUUUCAUGCAUCAGUUUUGUCUGACCAAGUCACUUUCAUGGUUAAGACUCUACAUGAUGAGCACACAUGCAUAAGACCAUUAAGAAAUGAAAAUUUGAAUUCAAACACUAAGUGGAUAGUAGAAAAACUUAGGGAAAAGCUGAGGGCAGACCCUGACAUGAGUUAUGAACUCAUGCAGCAUGAGUUGAUGGGAAAAUGGGGUGUGGAAGUUCCUGUGUGGCAAUUAUAUAGAGCUAAGUGCAAGGCUAGAGAUGAGAACAUGGGCAUGCAUUGUGAAAGUUUCCAAAAACUUAAGAAAUAUGUCCAUUAUUUGCAAACAUAUAACCCGGGUACAGUUGUAAAAAUUCAGCCAGCUCCAAGGGUUAAUGAAGAUGAUCCUUUUGUUUUUCAAAGAAUAUGGAUUAUGUUUGAUGCUAUAAAGUCUGGGUUUGAGAAUGGUUGUAGACCCUUUAUAGGAUUAGAUGGUUGCCACUUGAAGGGUCCAUAUGGAGGGAUUUUCCUAGUUGCAGUCAUACUGGAUGGAAAUAGAGGUGUGCUACCUCUUGCAUUUUCUAUAGUUGAAGCAGAAUGUGGUGAUAGCUGGACAUUUUUCCUAGAGAAUCUUUAUUCUUGCAUUGGUGGAGGAACUGAUGCUAGGCCUUUAACUAUUAUGUUAGAUAGGCAAAAGGUAUGA